Molecule: messenger RNA, 3959 nt
Organism: Periophthalmus magnuspinnatus
Lineage: Eukaryota; Metazoa; Chordata; Actinopteri; Gobiiformes; Gobiidae
Gene: disc1
Product: DISC1 scaffold protein
Exons: 14
Coding region: 449-2884 (811 amino acids)
Biological process (GO): cilium assembly; neuron migration
Cellular component (GO): intermediate filament cytoskeleton; microtubule; mitochondrion
Source: RefSeq, a predicted model, not a curated record
GCGCGUGGAGUCAAAUUCCUGAACACGUAGGAGCGUCUCACGUUGGUCCAGCACGACGCACGAAGGACGCACGCAAGACGCAGGGACGCAGGGAAUAACGGAUUACACGCGGACACAUCGAUCAAGAGAUUAACAACGCUAAAUUCUUCAAGCAUGGAAGAAGUCGAGCUUGUUAGGCGUGUAGUCAGGCAUCUUUUGUUCCGAUAGUUAACCCAACAUCCGUUAACUUAGUUCUUGCUAGCGCCCAAGUGGAGGAUACGUCCAACGCGCACAACUGGAUGGGUCAGGAAAUGUUUAGUAAAGACAAAGCCGGCUAAAGUUGAAGUGCGUAAAAGCUAAUAAUCUGGACAGAAAUUAGAAUUGACACGAUUUGGAUCUGAUAUGAUGGUCAAUGUAAGUAGUCUGUCUGCGGCUGACGUUUUGGACUAAUCCAGCCGCUCGUGGGAAGAUGUUCGCUGGACUCAUUGGUUUGGAGUGCCACAGUAACUCCCUCUUUCACCUCUGCGAAGUCAAAGAAGGUGGCACUGGCAGGACAUCUGGGUCAGUUGGCAGCACCAGUCGGAAAAGGUACAAGCGACCCGGUUACAUGAGAGGAGAAAGACAACCAGACAACAGCCAUGAUGAAGAUGAGGAAGAAGAGGAGGAGGAAGGGUGUGGUGUCUUGAGGAAUGGGAAGUCUGGACGUCAUGCUAGCAAUGCUAAUGAUGCAACAAAUAUGAAGAACACCAUGAAUCAAGCUAAUCAGCUUUCAAAUAGCGUAUUGCACAAAAACAUGUUUAGUUCCCCUAUAUCUACACAUUCCACUAUGAACUGCAAUGGCACAUUAAAUAAUAUGAACUCACCCAUUUUGAAAUCUGAUAAGACAAUCCCUAAAUCACCAUCUUCUGAGAACCCUUUUAAUUCAAGUUUUAGUUUUAUUCAGCAGUCACUCAAUUGUAGCCAAGAUUUUAACACUGCACCUGAACCACUAAAUGAUACCAUGAUGAUAGCUUCUUUGUCAAUAGACCAGUCAAAUCACCAAAAUCAUGUAUACUCAUUGCCAUCGGAGAAAGAGGACCAUAAGUUUUGGAGAGAUGGUCUAUGGAGCCCCAAGAGAGGGGGGGUUACUGGGUCAGAUCUGCCCGAUAUCGAUGCUCGUUCCGUGGAUACAGAGAUCACGUCGUCCCUGUCUGUGGAUUCGGACACUGCCUCGGCCUCCUCGGUCACCUCUGGAUAUGAGAGUGCCACUCCUGUCUCCACAGAGCAGGGCUGGGAGAGUCUGGUGAAGAAAUAUGACGGGGUGCUACAUGAGUGUCUGCAGAACAACCGCACACACACCAAGAUCGAGUCUAUGAUGUUGAAGCUCCAGAGGCUGCAGCAGAAAGCAAUUCAGGAAGACGACUACGAUGCAGCGGAGAGGUUUGGGAAGAAGUUGGAGGAGUUGUGUCGGGAGAGAGGCGCUCUGAGGCUGGGUUUACCUUCCCGUCAGCCCACCGUGGCGCAAUUCCUCCAGCGGCUCAGUUUGGUGGUCAACGGCGCCCUCCAGAGGACAGAAUGUGCUGCACAACACAGGGAGACUACAGUGUCAGAAGGAGCAGAACCAAGUGAGUUGUCCCAGGAUCCUGUGCAUCGUAGAGAUCGACUAAUCCAGGAAAAACGUCUGGUGGAGAUGGAGAUGGCUGAGCUGCAGCAGAGGUUGUCGGCACUAGAGCAGAGAAGGCAGAGUCUGGAGGAGCAGAUCCAGGACCAGGAGACUGCAUCUGAGGGUCUGGAGACCUUAGUCCUAAAGACCUACAGCCCCCCACAGCUGCAGGACCUCCACCAGAUCCUACAGGACCUCCUCUCAUCACAGGACCGCAGUCUGAUCUCUGUGUCCCCCCCACCCUCUGUCCUCAGACUUCAAGAGCAAGAACAAGCAUCAAAUCUGUCCAUAAAGGAAGCUACAGCAAAAGUGGUGAUGAGUCAGAGGUUGGGCAGCAGUCUGAGGAGGAGAGUCAGUGAGACAGAGACCCAGCUCCUGGCGCUGCAGGAAGCCAAACUGGCCGCUAUCUCAGGUAAUGACUUCGGCAGUGCCAAAGAGUUGAAGGCGGAGAUGAGGGCGGUGAACCAGGAGAGGGACCGUCUGGAGGGACUGACCCGCAGACUGCAAACCCUGAGCUCCAGCAGCAGUGAGGAGCUGAGGAGACUGAAGGAGCAGAGAGGGCAGCUGAGACAGGAGAGGGAGAGCAGGCAGGCACAGCACGAAAUUCAAUUGAAGGACAAUGCCACCAAGUACAUGGAGCUGCUUGAGGACAGACUGCAGAGUUAUGGCUGUCCUGGUCUGGAGAGGAUUUGGGAGGCAGACCUUGAGGCGUGUCACCUGUUUUUACGAGGACUUCAGCUUCGAACGGCGAGUAUCAGCGGAUCUGAAAACCCCGUGCCCUCAAACCUUUCAACUCCAACCCCACCCGGCAUCAAAGAAGAUGAGGAAGAGGAGGAGGAGGACUGUGCUAUGCUCACUGCUUUAGGGGGGCGCUGGUGUCCCGAAGCCAACCUUCAAAACUCAGAGUUCACAAAGAAACUGGAGGAGUUUUUGUUUUGCGUGGAGGACAAUGCCCCAGAGGACGGGUGCAGUGAGGCGGGUGGAGCAGACCUGACGGAGCAGUGUGAACUCAUCAGUGACCGCCUUAUGACUCUGGAGGAGGAGCUGCAAAUGGCCAUCCACAACCGGGACCAAGCUCUAACUCAGUCGCUGGAGAAGGAGGUCCAAAAUGUGAAAGCCACUUUACAAUCGAUGCUCGCUCAGCUCCAAAAAGACGAAGAGGAGGAAGAUGACGAAAUAAAUAAGUUGGAGGACGAUGACCUUAUGGAAAAUGGGCUGGAGGAGGAGGAGGACCAGUACUUUAGCGACAGUUGGGACAUUUGAACCGGGCUACUGCAUUUUCGUUCUGGGAUUUAUUAACUGCACCCACAUCUGCUCUCCACGUACCAGACAACUCCCACAACACAGCCAGGAAAUGUCAAUAAGUUCAACUAUUUCAAUCAAUACAAAGAAAGCAUUUUUAAUACACAAGAGAUAAGAACUUUGAAGCGUAAAUGUGAGCCUUAGGGAGAGAUCAACAGUUAAUCCCUUAUUAAAUACAGAAAUGCAAAUUGUAAACAUCCUCGGAGCAAAACCACUUACCUUGUGUGCCUUGUAUUACUGCAGUUUCUAUAUUAUAAUUAUUUUUCACUUUUGUAAAUGGUUGACCAAUGUUUUGCGAGCGUUGUCAUUGCAUGAAAUUUAAUAUUAGCAUUCCCCCUUUAUUUAUGUUAAAACUUUAAACCUUAAGCACCUGCAAAUACCUAUCUGUCAGGUUAGAAAUUUAACAAAUACACAUUUCUAACUUACAGCCAUUGUGUAGCUUCACUAUUGCCUACACGUGUAAGUAUUAUCUUUCACUUUUCUAACUAUUUGUACGUUUGUUUGGUUGUGAUUAUUAUGAUUUUGUUAUUUAUGUUUAAAAGUCUUAAACCCUGAAGCACAAGCUAAAGACCAAUCUGAAGUAUAAUUUUCCAGAGCACUAAAUAUCUGUGUUUUUUUAUUACAUUUUUGCUUUCGACCAAUCGAUGUCGACAUUAUGCUUCAUUUUAAAGAUGCACUAUGUAACUUGAGAUGUUUUUGCUUAGCCUGGAAUGUUCCAUAGUACAGCUUUACACUUAUUUAAACGGUCACAAGCAGAUGACACCACCACCACGCCCAGUUACAGGUAAGAUCUGCGGUAAGAAAGGCGGUGUAUUUUUAGCAAUAUAAAUAAUACAUGUAAAAAAGAGAAGCCACACAUUUCAGGCAAAGUAAUAUCGCCAUGGAGACAAAAAGAAAAGUUACAUAUUGCAUCUUAAAGUAAAUCUUCCACUGUUGUUUUUGUUGUUUUUUGUUGUCUGAUGGGCUGGUUUCUUAACAAUACACCUUAACAAAAUGUCUAGUCUCACACAUUUUUUCGUACAAUUUUAAAACCAAA